CAAGUCUGGCGUUACGCCGCUAAUCCCGAGAGGGCAAGCCAGUGGAGACCAAUUCACGCUGAUAACCAGAGCCAGGAACUGUUAAUCGUGGGGACAUCAUUGGCAGAGACAGUCAGCCCGUGUGUCUGGGAUCCACCCUCUGCUCUCUGUAUCGGUACCGUCUGCUGGCUUGUCUGUCGCUGGUCUGCUGCGUGGUUGUCUGGGCCUGGCAUCGCCCUAGUUGAUAGUUGCCUCGUAUGUACCUUCGGUGUACCUUUGUCCUCGGACCCCCUUAUCUACUUCCUCAGUAAUUCCCGGUUAGCUCUCUACCCGCCACUACUGCCACUACCAACGGUGUAUAACGACUCAACUCAACCUUCGGAGGCAAUUUCGAACUUCCCAACCACUUCACCUCUCCUAACAACCUCUUAUUUUCACCAACUUCGCUUCCCCAGUGUUGUUGUGGUUUCUUUGCUUAUCGACAAUUGCCUAUCUGCACUCCAUCGGUUAUCUCCGGCUUAUCCAACUCCCUCCAAGUUGCGAGAUCAAUUCCCUCAAUGCAUGCCCGAGUUUAAAGCAUCCAAAGUCACUGCUCUAGCUCCGCCAGUCUGA
Molecule: messenger RNA, 591 nt
Organism: Penicillium samsonianum
Lineage: Eukaryota; Fungi; Ascomycota; Eurotiomycetes; Eurotiales; Aspergillaceae
Exons: 4
Source: RefSeq, a predicted model, not a curated record